Messenger RNA from Dovyalis caffra, 651 nucleotides. Lineage: Eukaryota; Viridiplantae; Streptophyta; Magnoliopsida; Malpighiales; Salicaceae. The record is from the annotation of a GenBank genome assembly.
AUGGAAAUGGAAAUGAAGAAAUCGAAAUUUAAGAGGAUUUGCGUGUUUUGUGGUAGUAGUCCAGGAAAGAAAAGCAGCUAUAAGGAUGCUGCUGUAGAGCUUGGAAAAGAAUUGGUAUCAAGAAAUAUUGACCUGGUUUAUGGAGGAGGGAGUAUUGGUUUAAUGGGGUUAAUUUCUAAAGCUGUUUUCAAUGGUGGCUGCCAUGUGAUUGGAGUUAUCCCCAAGACACUCAUGCCUCGAGAGAUCACUGGAGAAACAGUAGGGGAAGUGAAGGCUGUUGCUGAUAUGCACCAAAGGAAGGCUGAAAUGGCUAGACAUUCAGAUGCUUUUAUUGCUUUACCUGGUGGUUAUGGGACCCUUGAAGAACUUCUUGAAGUCAUAACCUGGGCCCAACUUGGCAUCCAUGACAAACCGGUGGGAUUACUGAAUGUGGAUGGAUAUUACAACUCCUUGUUGUCGUUCAUUGACAAAGCAGUAGAGGAAGGCUUCAUUAGUCCAACUGCACGCCAUAUAAUAGUAUCCGCCCCUACCUCACGAGAGUUGGUCAAGAAAAUGGAGGAGUAUUUUCCAAGACAUGAAAUAGUGGCCUCAAAGCUAAGCUGGGAGAUUGAACAGUUAGGCUACCCUCCACAAUGUGACAUCUCCAGGUGA